Messenger RNA from Leptonychotes weddellii (Weddell seal), 3133 nucleotides. RefSeq names its product SRY-box transcription factor 7 (gene SOX7). Gene Ontology annotation, molecular function: DNA-binding transcription activator activity, RNA polymerase II-specific; RNA polymerase II cis-regulatory region sequence-specific DNA binding. Gene Ontology annotation, cellular component: nucleus. Gene Ontology annotation, biological process: positive regulation of transcription by RNA polymerase II; cell differentiation. NCBI's taxonomy places the organism in Eukaryota, Metazoa, Chordata, Mammalia, Carnivora, Phocidae. The record is from RefSeq and is a predicted model, not a curated record.
GACGCCCGACCCGUGCGAGGGCCGGGUCCGCGCCUGCCCUGCGAGGCGAAGCGAGGGGACCUCCGUGCGGCCAUGGCCACGCUGUUGGGAGCUUAUCCGUGGCCCGAGGGGCUCGAGUGCCCGGCCCUGGAAGCCGAGCUGUCGGAUGGGCUGUCGCCGCCGGCCGCCCCCCGCGCACCGGGGGACAAGGGCUCGGAAAGCCGUAUCCGGCGGCCCAUGAACGCCUUCAUGGUGUGGGCCAAGGACGAGAGGAAACGUCUGGCGGUGCAGAACCCGGACCUGCACAACGCCGAGCUCAGCAAGAUGCUGGGAAAGUCGUGGAAGGCGCUGACGCUGUCCCAGAAGAGGCCCUACGUGGACGAGGCGGAGCGGCUGCGCCUGCAGCACAUGCAGGACUACCCCAACUACAAGUACCGCCCUCGCAGGAAGAAGCAGGCCAAGCGCCUCUGCAAGCGCGUGGACCCGGGCUUCCUCCUGAGCUCCCUCUCCCGGGACCAGAACGCUCUGCCCGAGAAGCGGGGCGGCGGCCGCGGGGCGCUGGGGGAGAAGGAGGACAGGGGUGAGUACUCCCCGGGCUCCGCCCUGCCCAGCCUGCGGGGCUGCUACCACGAGGGGCCAACUGGCGGCGGCGGCACGCCGGGCAGCGUGGACACUUACCCGUACGGGCUGCCCACGCCCCCGGAAAUGUCGCCCCUGGACGUGCUGGAGCCGGAGCAGACCUUCUUCUCCUCCCCUUGCCAGGAGGAGCAUGCGCACUCCCGCCGCAUCGCCCACCUGCAGGGGCCCACUUACUCCCCGGAGUACGCCGCCAGCCCCCUCCACUGCGGCCAUCCCCUGGGCUCCCUGGCCCUCGGCCAGUCCCCGGGCGUCUCUGUGAUGUCCACUGUACCUGCCUGUCCCCCAUCUCCUGCCUAUUACUCUCCUGCCACCUACCACCCUCUCCACUCCAACCUCCACGCCCACCUGGGCCAACUCUCCCCCCCUCCCGAACACCCCGGCUUUGAUGCCCUGGAUCAGCUGAGCCAGGUGGAACUCCUGGGGGACAUGGAUCGCAAUGAGUUCGACCAGUAUUUGAACACUCCUGGCCACCCAGACUCUGCUGCAGGGGCUGUGGCCCUCAGUGGGCAUGCCCCUGUCUCCCAGGUGACAUCAACAGGCCCCACAGAGACCAGCCUUAUCUCCGUGCUGGCUGAUGCCACGGCCACGUACUACAACAGCUACAGCGUAUCAUAGAGUCGGAGGCAGCCAGCCCAGACCUGAGUCGCCCCGCAGCCCUCUCCUUCCCGCGCGAGGAGCAGAGGCGACCGCGCAGUGCUACCGGCUUUCCUCCGACCGCCCGGGGUGUGCAGGUCUGAACUGUCCGCGGGGCAGAACGGGGCUCUGCUGGUCUGAGUGCCCCUGCGCUCCCUGCCGCCUACAUUUUGAGUAUAUUCCUUCAAAUGGGUUCUCAUUGGCUACACCCUGGGAAUAAGGCAAGGUAGUUGCCGAAAGAUGGUUAACCGGCAGAUCUUCAUUACUUCUCCCGGUCCCCAUCACGGAAACCAAUGUGUGAAAAUCUCAGCGGCAUUCACACCUCUCCAGCUUCUGACCCAGACGCAUGGGGUACAGCCGUCCUGAUCUUUGGGUCCUCCAGGUGAGAAGAGGCCUGGGCUGGGACCCAGAGGACCCCGGGUCCGGUCCCAGUUCUGCCUCGGAAGGCUGGAGGGACCCGCACUCGGCUCUCUUCCCCUUCCAGCCCCUCCCCCAAUCUGUAAAGUGGGGGACAGACUUGACAUCUAAGGCCCCUUCAGCUCCAGGGUUUUCUGACCUAGGAUUCUUUCAAGGCUAAUUAAAAAGAAAAAGUUUGUCUUAGUAAAAUUCAUUAAUGUCCAACCUGGUGAUAAUUCCGUGUGCGCAGCCCAAGAACACAUGGCUUUCUGCAUGGCAUUGCCUUCCCAAAUGAUCGUGGUUUUUCAAAAGGACUCUUCCAAUUUGAGGAACAGCAUUCGUCUUGAUUUGGGAAAUUAACCACUAGGGUUGACUGCAUUACUGAAUGUGAUUGAAUUCAAGCCACUGGUUUUUAAACCCAUUGUUUAAGAUAAAAAAUUUUUUUAUCACACACGUUUCAAGAGAAUAUACAGAGCCUGAAUCUAUACAGUCAGCGUAUGCGAGACAUGCACAACACAAACACCUUCCCGCUCAUCCUUCAAUGCAUGUCUGUACAGCCUAAAUCAGAUGCUCUUCUAGAUGUUGGCAAUUUCUUGUCAACUUCCUGUUCUGAAUGACCCCAAGAGCAGGGAACCUAAAAAGAAUUUCUGCACCACAUCAUUUACCAUCCAUCUGAAUGUAUUCAUUUCUUGAGCAAAAUUUCAGCAUACUCUCCCCUCUGCAGGUGCAAAAGGAGCUUCCUUCUCACUGUCUCUGACUCUCCUUCUUCCUUUCCCUGGAUUUCUUUUUCUCUUCUUCUCUGUUCUUCCUCCACCCCUGACCUGCCCAUGAAUUCGAAGAUCCCCUGGCUUAAAAAUCCUACAUGAUUCCUAUGACUGAGAUAGGAAUUUGCUCUCCUCACCAGACAGCUGGUUCUUGGGAACAUCUUCAGCUAACACUUCAAAACAACUUCCCCUUCCCUAUACUGACUUCCCAAAGAACAGAAACGCACUGUGAUUCAGAAAAGUUUCUGAGCCCUGACCCCACCCCAAAAACAUUUCCAUCCUUCUCACAAACCUCCUUUGAAGGAACAUACCUAGCAAUGAGGGAAAAGACAGUUGUUUGUCUUUUAAUUGCAGCAUAUUAUUGCCUGUAUGAAAUAUGUAAGUGUUUUAUAUAUUCUCCUAUUUUUAGCUUAUAUUUUAUAUUGUUGAGAGAUCCUUUUUUUUCCUUCCAAGGCAUCCUACUAUAAAAUUACUUAUAAGAUAUAAUUAAUCUUUAUGCUAUUGCUGUAUGCAACAUUUGGUAAUAAAUGGUAAAUCAUUGACAUAUGAUUGACUGGUGCAGUCCAGAAUGUAUAUUAAUAAUCUUGUAAAACAUUAUCACAGACAUUAAGCUAAACUGUUCCUUUUUUUUUUUUUUUGUAAGAGAUACACAUGCUUUGGAACGGUUGUAGAUAUUGAUCUGUCUAAAAUAUUUAAUUUAAAUAAAUGUUUUUGUACCAUGA